Hymenoscyphus albidus is the source of this 669-nucleotide messenger RNA. The record is from the annotation of a GenBank genome assembly. Lineage: Eukaryota; Fungi; Ascomycota; Leotiomycetes; Helotiales; Helotiaceae.
AUGCGCGUCGCAACACUCUUCACGGCCAUCGGCCUUCUCUCGUCACUUGCACUGGCCACGCCACAGACUCCUCAGUAUGAUCCCCCUUUCUCACGUCUUGCUUUCCUGGAGGGAGAAACUAAUGGAUCCAUAGACAAAGUGCCGACGUCAAGAAACAACUCGAAGACUACCUCAAGGCAAUCAUCACCGAUCCCGCCGUCGGAUCCGCCAUCUCAGCAGUCGCAACCGACUCUGCAGCAUUAAAGAGCGUCCAAGAAUGGCAAGCUUCCAUCACCGCUGCUGGUACACCUCUCUCCCUUUUUCUUCCCUUUUCCCCUCCCCUUCCCUUUUCCCCUCCCCUUCGCCUUUCCUCUCACCUCCCUCCUCUCACCUCCACACAAACCAUCUAACACCCCCCCAGCAGCCAAACAAUCCGCCGUCCCAUCCGACUACCUCAACGGCCUCCCCAGCGGCCUCCGCUCCGUCUUCGCCUCCGUCGCAAGCGCCGAGAACGAUAUCCUCACCAAGAACGGCUUCUCGAAUAUCCUGCCUACCGCUACGGCUGCGACUACCGCGGGUGCGUCGCCGACCUCGACGAGGAGUAAGGCGGCGGCGGCGGAGACGGCGGUCGGAAGGAUGGGUAUCUUGGCGGGUGUUGGGGCGGUGUUGGGGGGGUUGGCUGUUUUGUAG